AAUAUGAAGUUGCUAGAGUUAAUAGUGUCAGUAUUGUUUCUAUCUUUUGUUCUUUGAAAUAAUGCUCAUCUGGAACAGCUCAGAUUUUCUCGAGGAUAUGAUUCAAUCACAGUCGAUAUUUCUGAAGGUUAUCUCAAGGAUUAUCAAGAGAAUAAUAAUCUACUUAAAAAUAACUUGCAUCAGAAUGGUUUAAAGAGAGAUUCAAUUGAAUUUUUGCCAGAUCCGCCAGGAGAGAAUAAAGGAGACCGAACGAAAUGAUACUUAGCUGGAUCACUCGAGGGAAAGGAAGAGGGAUAUGUAAAAGUAGCAGAGUCUAUUCUUUUCAAUUAUAUGGAUGGACAGAGUCAAAUUGAUGGAUAUAACCUCCCUGAUGAUGUACUUGAUUUUAUAAAAACUCAGUUAAAAUGGUUGAAAAAGCAGAGCAAAAAUCAUCUUUCAAAAGUUGAGCUAAAAAAAGAUAAGCUAUUCUUUAAAGAUACAGAAGAUCUUAUUGAUAAAGAAACUCAAUUUUGGCUCUCUGUAAACUGAGUGCUCUUAAUGGUUAGAGGGAUGUAUGACUCCUUUGUUGAAAAUGGUUCAACCAUUACUCUAGAUCAAUUCCUAACCUUGCCUUAUAUGGCUGAUAUGGAAGAUCUAUUAAACAAAUUUGAUUUCCAGAACGGACACCCAGAAAGAGUAAAGAAAAAGAAUAUGGGAGAUUGCACUAUCAUCGUCAAAGAUAUCAACAACGAAGAGGAAGACGACUUGUACAUUGCUCACAACACCCAUAACACGUACUCGAUUAUGCUUAGACUUUUUAAAAGCGUCACAAUAGAAUGGGAUGAAUACUCUGACUUCAUGAAGGCAAAAACUAUGAGAUUUUCAAGCCGAUAUGGAGGUAUAGCCAGCAAAGAUGACUUUUAUGCUCUGGACAGUGGCAUUGUUGCGAUGGAAUCUUCUAUUCUGAUUUAUAACAACGAACUAUACAAAAGAAUUUAUCCAGAAUCAGUCCCAUAUUUUGUAAGCGUGACUGUGGCUAACUGGAUGUCAAAUACUAAUGAAGAAUGGAUAGACAAUUAUUUAAAUCAUUAUGGAGGUACUCAUAUUGCCCAAUGGGUGUUAAUAGACACAAAGAAAGAAAAAUAUUCUCCUGGCUCAAUUAAUGUUCUUGAUGCCAUUAUGGGAGACAGCGAAGCAUUUGAUGUAUCUAAAGAAUUUAAAGCUAAAGGAUAUUGGGGUGGAUAUAAUGUUCCUUUCUCUCAAAGAAUCUUAGAAGAAUGUCAUUACGAUCCCGUCAAUCAUGGCUACAACACAGAUGAAAGAGCUAGAAUAAUUGCAAGCAAAAUUGGAGAGGCAAAUACUCCAGAGUCUAUAAGAUCUCUAAUAAGGUAUAACGGAAACCCAAGCGCACCUUGUGGAAGUAUCUCUCCAAGAUGCGAUCUUUCUGAAAAAGGAGGAUCUGCAUUUGGAGCAAUUGAUUCAAAAUAUACUCAAGCAACUUGGAUAAAGAACGGAAGCAUUAAAGUACUAGGGGUUGGAGCUCCAACGUGGAACAUUGAAGAAGGAUUUCCUCCGUUCAAAUUUAGUGGACGCUACAAAGAUGUUCCUCAUAGAGAAACUCCAGAAGAACUAUCUUUUGGAUGGCAUGAAAUAUUCAGCUCCAAUAAAGAGCCAUAUUCUAAUUAAGGCUAUUUGCUCGGUUUCAAGAUCACGAGAUCCAAAAAGUGUU
Molecule: messenger RNA, 1708 nt
Organism: Moneuplotes crassus
Lineage: Eukaryota; Ciliophora; Spirotrichea; Euplotida; Euplotidae
Source: the annotation of a GenBank genome assembly